AUGUUGUCAUCAACAAGUGAAAAUUUAUUAUCGAAUGAUUCAUUGAACAAUGAAUUAUAUUGUCCCGCUUUAUUUGAUAAUCUGUGUUGGCCAAAAACUCGUGUCAAUCAUUCAACUACUAUUUCAUGUUCACCAUUGACAAUGCGAGGAGUUGAUUCUAGCAAAUUUAUCACUCGUCAUUGUCUUUCAACGGGAAAUUGGUCAAAUGUCUCAUAUGAACCCUGUGUUUAUCCGGAUGUAUGGGAAUUAAUGAAGACAUUUUAUAUAUCAAGGACACUUCAACAAAGAAAAGCUUAUACGGAUAUUAUUCAAGCUGUGCGUAUAAUUGAAUUAGUUGGAUUAUCAAUAUCAUUUAUCAGUGUACUUGUUUCUCUUGUAAUAUUUUUUACUUUAAGAUCUCUUUACUGUAGUCGUACAAAAAUUCAUAUUAAUCUUUUAUUAGCAAUAUUUAUUCAAAUAAUUGCUCGAAUAGUUAAUUAUGGUAUUCAAAUGAAACAAUCGAAUAAUUCUCCACAGGUAGAAUGUGGUAUUGAUGGAAGUGUUCAUCGUCAUGGAAUUUCAUCUUUAUUUAAAAAUAUGUGUCCAUUAAUUGUCAUAUUUUUACAAUUUAGUAUAACUUCUAUGUUUAUGUGGAUGUUAUGCGAAGGCAUUCAUCUUAAUAGCAUAUUAACUGUUAGUGUAUUUAAAAAUUAUUUUAAAACAUUUUAUUUUUAUAUACUUGGAUGGAUUGUUCCAUUUUGUAUAACAUUCAGUUGGAGUAUUAUUAUGUUUGUUAAAGAACGUGAUCGAGAAUGUUGGGCAAAUUAUAAUUAUCUUAAAUAUUAUUGGAUUAUUGAUGGACCUCGGUAUGCAGUAAUGAUUAUAAAUUUUCUAUUUUUAUUAAAUAUAAUACGGGUUCUAUUAGUUAAAAUCAAAGAAGGUUCAGAAAAACAAAUACGUGAUGAUAUUAAUCAAUCAGAUUCUCAUGGUGCAUUAUCCCAUUUAAAAUCUUGUAUAAGUCGAAAACAUCGUCGUGGUUCUAUGAAUACAAAAUUUGUCAAAACAGCAGUAAAAGCAGCCAUUUUUCUAUUACCUCUAUUGGGUAUUACACAUAUGCUUGAAACAUUUGUUUCACCAGAUAAAAAAUCAAUUGUGUUAUUUGCUCUGUAUUGCUCGGUGACUUAUUUUUUAGUGACAUUUCAAGGGUUUUUCUGUUCAUUACUUUAUUGUUUCUUAAAUACAGAGGUUCGUGAAACAUUAUCUCGUCGUCUACAAACCAUACAAAUCUGGGUUCGAUGGAAACGAUGGUUAGGACGAAAAGAUCAAUAUAGAGAUGGUACAAUUAAUGGCGAUGAUCGAACACGAUUAGAAUUAUUAAUUCCUCAACCAAAUUUAGGAACAAAGAUGGCAUUUGAAAUGGAUGAUCGUGGAAUAAAAAAAUGA
Rotaria sp. Silwood1 is the source of this 1422-nucleotide messenger RNA. NCBI's taxonomy places the organism in Eukaryota, Metazoa, Rotifera, Eurotatoria, Philodinida, Philodinidae. The record is from the annotation of a GenBank genome assembly.